GUGUGUAUUGUUGUACAGAAUGCACUUCGCAACCAGCUGUAUUUCCGGUUCCAUCAACCCUGCAGGCCGCUGCAGCUUCCCGAAGCCUGUCAAGGCUGCGAAGUAGGAUCGGUGGAGCAUUCGCACGAUAGGGACGGAGGAAAGGAUUCUAGACAUCUACGCCGAUGGACUCUCGGAGAAAGCGAGUGUACACGCCUUCCCGCCGGAAUGGUCGAGGGCGAGGCCGGCUGUGCACCUUGGGGGGGGUGGUUUUUCGAAACGGUUUCAUUUUCUCUGUUUCCUACGGUUACAGUGACUCCCGCAGCACCGGCUACAUGCUUGAUACGCAAACAGGAAACACGAAGGAUGACAAAGUACACGCCAGAGUUUAGACCGACAGGAACAGCCGGCGCUUGUAUCAAAUCCAUGACACACCGAUCCAUCUGUCCGAAGAUUCUCCCUCAGUCACCGCAUCUCGAGCCUCCGUACACAAAACAGCGAAGAGUACCUAGUGAUACAAUGCCCUCUCCGUUUCGUAUAUGUAUGACGCGCACAACACUACUCUAUUGAGAGCUACGCGAGACAUGCAUCAAAGGUAUGCAGGAAAAGCAAAAAGCAUAAUCCGACACUCA
This is a messenger RNA of Ectocarpus sp. CCAP 1310/34, 611 nucleotides long. Lineage: Eukaryota; Phaeophyceae; Ectocarpales; Ectocarpaceae. The record is from the annotation of a GenBank genome assembly.